UCCCGCCUCGCCAAGGUGACAUGGGACCUAUACAACCAAUGCCAGAUAAUCGCAAAGGAUGUUCCCGCAGGAUUCCAAAGGCUAGUAACUGAGCUGGGCUCGUUACAAGGCACUUUGCGCACCUUUGCUGACGAUGUGAACUCUAAUGCAUCCUUCUUCGAGAAGAUGGAUCAGGAUCGCAAACAGACCUUCGAACGAUCCCUCGGUGCCUGUCUUGCCACCCUACAGCGACUAAAAGAGCUCCUUGCCCGGUUGAAAGGCUUCGAAACUGGUGAUGGAAAAGGUUUCUGGCAAAAGAUCAAAUGGGCGACCCAACGAAUUCAGAUUGAUGAUAUCAGGUCUAAGAUCAUGGUGCACACUUGCAAUCUGAGCCUAUGCAUAAGCUCCAUAGGGAAUGCCUCGCUUGCUCGUUUAGAGAAAACAAUGGUUCUGGCGAUGGAAGAGGAUGAACAGAUUGUUCUCAGUGCGGAGGCAUCACCUGUUCGGGAUACAGACUCCGUUGUCUCACCAAUGAGCCCGGACGUGGUGGAACUACCCGCUAAUAAUGAAGAAUGCGAAAUUGAUAUGAUCCAAGAAGUUCGCCACAGAAUGUCUGAGCUGGCUAAUAACAGAAGCUCCGUGGGCAGCAGCAAGGUCAAACAUACAUCCACAUCCUCCGAAUCGGCGAUAACGACAUCCGACGAUUCGCUCUUCGAAGCUAUGUCGUCAACUUCUUGGUUGUCCUUGAACACGUCAGCAUUGUUACCUACUAGGGGCCGAAUAAACCAUACGCGAAAGCGCAGUGAGCACCUUCUCUUUGGCGGCUCGAUCGACGGUCGGACACUCGAUGAUGGAAUAUGGGCGAACGACUCCGAUCUGGAGAAGAAACAAGUCGUACAUCACAGUAGAUCCUACUCUGAUGCUGAAUAUGGUCAUCCUCGCGUUAUCGAGGCCGUGACCUCCGCUAUGCAACAUCUUCGUGAUGUUCGGCACCAGGAGCAUAUCUCAAGGCCAAUCCGUUUCGAGCCGCAGAAUAAGCUACAUAAACCAACUGCCGAAACGUUAAAGAUAUUCGAGGCAUCAGUAAAUGACGGGUUCCAGAUCACAAGGCUAAUCACAAGAGACUGGCUUCGCGUGGCGACUUGGUGGUUGUUGAAAGCACGCGCGACUUUGGCAAAUUGCAACAGACACAAUUAUGUCAGUGCCCGAGGCAGUCUGAGUCCCUCCACAGGAUCAAGGUCCACUAGUCACCAGGCUCAUCUUGACCUCCUCAAGGCUUCAUAUAUCCUGUACGAUAUCGUUCUCGAGGAAGAGGCCUCUCCUGGUCUUUUGAGUGAUGAGGAUCGCAAGUCAAUUGUCGAACUUUCUGAAGGCAUAAACGAGGAGCUUUCCCAGUAUACUUCCAUCGAUAUCCCCGAACCGUCAAAUAUACAUGUCCAAAACCUCGCCAUUUGGGAGCCCAUGCAGCCGGAGGAAACUAGGGAUGGCGGCAUUGAUCUAGACUUUGGCUUGGAUAAUUUGCGUUGGGUCGCCGUCGAUCUAGAAGAUGCAGGCAACGAGCAGGAAAAGGUCCUCUACCGCACAUUUGUCAACGCCAGCGUUGGGGGCAAAAGGUCUCGCAUGCGUACCAAGGGUGCUCCCUAUAUGCUCUUGUUGGCGACACGGGAAGGUGAAAGCGAACCAAAAAUUGUGUUCUGCAACCAAAGUGGCACUCUGUGUCUUGAACGAGACUCCCGAGUCUCGGAACCCGUGCCAUUCAAAUUUGAUGAUAUGAGCGUUUCGAUAUCAUUUCAGUUUGAUGGAGAUCUCGCACAAUUCAUCAAUAUUCCGAAAGCUUACUUUGACGCCGUAUGGCAGAGAGAACCAGUUGAUGCACCCGAAUUUACCGAGAGCGUUAUUUUCAAGAGCUCGGUGGAUAUGUUCGAGCAGCUGAACACGCCGACAAUGAAAUCAAUGAACCCGCCUGUCGUGGUGAAAUCCUGCGAGGUGCGCAUUCUUGAACGGUCAUUUGGGGAAGCCUGGCGGUCUAUCCGACGCAUGGUGAUCACUUCCUCUGCUGCUGAGAAAUCCCCACGAACUACAGAGCUCUUCAUGCCUCUCAAUGGAGUUCAGAUCAACAGGGGAAAUAUGUCACGUCAGCUGGUCUUGCAGUGGUCUGACACAUGCCAGGCGAGAUCAGACAAGACCGAUGGCAAUUACAACACCCUGCAUUCAUACGUGUACGAUGACACUGCACCAAAUAUUGGUGUCGGCCUGCAAUUUCAUUCACAUCAAGAGGCGGAAGAAUUUGAAAAAGCCGUGCUCGAAUUGAACUUCCGUCCAGAGUUCUCCUGGUCACAGCCCAGUGGCUCCGGCCUCAUCUACAAUGUGGUUGAUGCUGGAACCGAGCACAAGCAAUACAAAGCUGUGCUAGUAUUCCGAACUCGGGCAUCGUGGCGAUAUUCAGACCUGUACUAUAUUUACCGUGACGCCGACUAUACAUACGACCACUCCUCAUCCAGCAUCCAUUUCCCCGCAUCUACUGCACAGACUACAUCUCGACUCAUGUUGACCAGCUCUACCAUCCAGAAAGCCCUCCAAACAACCAUCGAGUUCGGCAACGAUUCAGUAGCCCGCUCAUUCCUCAGCUCCCUCUCUCCUCUGUACGAACUCCUCUACUCCCGUCGUAUCCAGUCCCUAUCAACAAAAAGCAAUUCGGUCUUUGGUUUCCAAAUGUCCGGCAAGCGCAGCGCCGAUAUCCAACUAUGGCGUCGAGGAACGGAUUUCCAACUCGCCGCGCGGUGGGAUGAUUCCGUGCCGGACAAGUGGCUUACCAUGGCUGUCCCGUCAGAAUUCAUCGAUUGCUCAAAAGAGAAUACCCGAGUCACACUGCCGCGUCUUCCAUACUUGCGUGGUAUGACACUUGAUAUGAUGAAUGUUAUGGCUCGCAGCCCUAAGAACUCCAAUGCCAAGAACAAGGAGGGUGCCAUGUCAAUUUCUUUUCAAACAAGUAAAGACCGAGAUGAGUUUCUGGCUGUGUUACAAGGGCAGCAGUUGCCGAAGUUCCUAUAA
Molecule: messenger RNA, 3030 nt
Organism: Penicillium mononematosum
Lineage: Eukaryota; Fungi; Ascomycota; Eurotiomycetes; Eurotiales; Aspergillaceae
Exons: 7
Source: RefSeq, a predicted model, not a curated record